ACCGGUAAUUUUAUUCUUGAGGCAAAAAUAUUUUAUAGAACCGGUUUUUCAACACAUGCAAAACUGAAUUACGAGCAGCAGCUGAUAUAACCAAAACCUUCUUCACUGACGUGACUGACUUGUCAGGCCUUACCAAAAAUUAACUCCGUGCCCUCUGUGCUUAGGAACAGACCAAAAACAGCACUAUGUGGGAGGAUACAAUUUUGAUUGUUUUCAUUUCUAUUUUCACUGCUCUUCUUGGAGAAGGUUUCACCUGGUAUAUGGUUUACAGAACUGAAAAGUACCAAAAGCUAAAGGCUGAAGUUGAAAGGCAGAGCAAAAAGUUGGAGAAACGAAAGGAAGCUCAUGGAGACUCCAUUGACAAGCAGCAGAAGAAGAAAAUUGAAAGAGACGAGGAAAAGCUGAAAAACAACAACCGGGAUUUGUCUCUUGUGAAAAUGAAGUCUGUGCUCUUCAUCGGCUUUGCUUUCACUGCCCUACUCAGCAUGUUCAAUUCUGUGUUUGAUGGCAGAGUUGUAGCUAAGCUUCCAUUCACUCCGAUCUCAUGGCUGCAAGGUUUGAGCCACAGAAAUCUCUCUGGUGAUGACUACACUGACUGCUCAUUCAUUUUCAUUUACAUCCUCUGCACCAUGUCCAUCAGACAGAACAUCCAAAAGUUGCUGGGCUUUGCCCCAUCAAGGACCGCGUCUAAGCUAAGCGGCAACAUGUUCGGAGCGCCUCCACAGCAGCUUCGAUAAGGAAUUCAGAACUUUCCACACCUCCUGCGUGCUGAAUAUUUGGAGUCGUUUGCGGUUUGUUUUCCUUGUCGCCUGCGGCGCUCCUUUUUCUCCUGAACCCAGUCUCUCGAGUUUUUCAGCCCCUUUCGUUGAAACCUCUGCGGUUUGCCACGAACUCUGGAAUAUUAAAUUUGUCAUUGUUAAGUUUUUUAAGAACAUUAUUUAUGCUUCAACGUGUAAUUGAGGAGUUUCAUUCAUUACUUGCUUGAUACAUUUUGUUUUAAAAAUUUGUAAUGUAGCUCAACCCUCAUUAAAGCUAGUUUACAUUUUAACCUGUACAGAUUAAAAUUGACAGCUGCCACAUACAAUAAAAUCUUACCUUUCACUAGAAUAA
Messenger RNA from Cloeon dipterum, 1110 nucleotides. RefSeq names its product calcium load-activated calcium channel. Gene Ontology annotation, cellular component: endoplasmic reticulum; cytoplasm; endoplasmic reticulum membrane. Gene Ontology annotation, biological process: endoplasmic reticulum calcium ion homeostasis. The record is from RefSeq and is a predicted model, not a curated record. Gene Ontology annotation, molecular function: calcium channel activity. Bases 186 to 737 code for a protein of 183 amino acids. The transcript has 6 exons. Lineage: Eukaryota; Metazoa; Arthropoda; Insecta; Ephemeroptera; Baetidae.